Molecule: messenger RNA, 1939 nt
Organism: Cervus elaphus (red deer)
Lineage: Eukaryota; Metazoa; Chordata; Mammalia; Artiodactyla; Cervidae
Gene: CDC20
Product: cell division cycle 20
Exons: 10
Coding region: 348-1847 (499 amino acids)
Biological process (GO): positive regulation of ubiquitin protein ligase activity; anaphase-promoting complex-dependent catabolic process; positive regulation of anaphase-promoting complex-dependent catabolic process
Cellular component (GO): anaphase-promoting complex
Molecular function (GO): protein binding; ubiquitin ligase activator activity; anaphase-promoting complex binding
Source: RefSeq, a predicted model, not a curated record
UCCCCCGGAAGACCCGCCCCCUGUGCCGUGGAGGCCAAUGGGCUAGGGCGACCGUUGCGACGGUUGGAUUUUGAAGGAGCCAAUGAGUGCUUGGAGCGGAGAGUUUAAGUCGUCCAAGUCCUCACUGCUAAAGCCGGUCUAGGAUCGGAACCUGCUCUAAAUUGACGGUGAGAGACGGCUGGACUGAGCGAACCGGUCUGGGACCGCGGCCGAGGGUGCUGGGCCGGGAAGGGCUGCGGCAAGGGUGGUCCUGACUGUGGCCGGCCGCCCCAGAGCACGGUCGCCUCUCUUACUCUGGGGCUCAGCGGGCAGCCACUGCAAGGAGCCCUCUCCCUCCAGACGCUCCCAUGGCCCAGUUCGUGUUCGAGAGUGACUUGCACUCGCUGCUGCAGCUAGAUACACCCAUCCCCAAUGCACCCCCUGCGCGCUGGCAGCGCAAAGCGAAGGAAGCCGCGGGGCCGGCCCCCUCGCCUAUGCGGGCAGCCAACCGAUCCCACAGCGCCGGCAGGACCCCAGGCCGAACUCCCGGCAAAUCCAGCUCCAAGCUUCAGACCACUCCCAGCAAACCUGGCGGUGACCGCUAUAUCCCCCAUCGCAAUGCUUCCCAGAUGGAGGUGGCUAGCUUCCUCCUGAGCAAGGAGAACCAGCCCGACAACAGUGAGACGCCCACCAAGAAGGAACAUCAGAAAGCAUGGGCUUUGAAUCUGAACGGUUUUGACAUGGAAGAAGCCAAGAUCCUUCGGCUCAGUGGAAAACCACAAAAUGCCCCAGAGGGUUACCAGAACAGGCUAAAAGUACUCUAUAGCCAGAAGGCCACGCCAGGCUCCAGUAGGAAGACUUGCCGCUACAUUCCUUCCCUGCCAGACCGCAUCCUGGAUGCCCCUGAAAUCCGGAAUGACUACUACCUGAACCUUGUGGAUUGGAGCUCUGGGAAUGUACUGGCUGUGGCUUUGGACAACAGUGUAUACUUGUGGAGUGCUAGCACUGGUGACAUUUUGCAGCUGCUGCAAAUGGAGCAGCCUGGGGACUAUAUAUCUUCUGUGGCCUGGAUCAAAGAGGGCAACUACCUGGCUGUGGGCACCAGCAGUGCCGAGGUGCAGCUAUGGGAUGUGCAACAGCAGAAACGGCUUCGAAACAUGACCAGUCAUUCUGCCCGAGUGGGCUCCCUCUGUUGGAAUAGCUAUAUCCUGUCCAGUGGCUCACGCUCUGGCCACAUCCACCACCAUGAUGUUCGGGUAGCAGAACACCAUGUGGCCACACUGAGUGGCCACAGCCAAGAAGUGUGUGGCUUGCGCUGGGCCCCAGAUGGACGACAUUUAGCCAGUGGCGGCAACGACAACUUGGUCAACGUGUGGCCUAGUGCUCCUGGAGAGGGUGGCUGGGUUCCUCUGCAGACCUUCACCCAGCAUCAAGGCGCUGUCAAGGCUGUAGCUUGGUGUCCCUGGCAGUCCAACGUCCUGGCAACUGGCGGGGGCACGAGUGAUCGACACAUUCGGAUCUGGAACGUCUGCUCUGGGGCCUGUCUGAGUGCCGUGGAUGCCCAUUCCCAGGUGUGCUCCAUCCUCUGGUCUCCCCACUACAAGGAGCUCAUCUCAGGCCACGGCUUUGCCCAGAACCAGCUGGUUAUUUGGAAGUACCCAACCAUGGCCAAGGUGGCUGAGCUGAAAGGUCACACAGCCCGGGUGCUCAGUCUGACUAUGAGCCCAGAUGGGGCUACAGUGGCGUCCGCAGCAGCAGAUGAGACCCUGCGGCUGUGGCGCUGCUUUGAGCUGGACCCUGCCCGGCGGCGGGAGCGGGAGAAGGCCAGUGCGGCCAAAAGUAGCCUCAUCCACCAAGGCAUCCGCUGAGGACCAACUCCUCGCAGUGUUUUGUGGGGUUUGUUUUUUGUUUUGCUUUGCUUUGUUUUUUUACUUUUCUAAUAAAGUCACGUCUCCCUCUC